UGUUGGUUCCAUCUAUUUCUUCCUCUGGUUACCCCAAACCUCAGUUUUAACCAUCAUGGCCAAACCCUUCAUUUCCCUUGAUAGAAUGUCUGGACUCGACAACGGAAUCCUGGAUGGCAGCCCACUCACCAGCCCAAUCGCAUCCAUCUCUGGCACUGAACCGCUCGAUGUUGCUGCCAGGCGUGCUGCUGCGAUCAAAGGACCUAACGGAGUCCGCUCGCCAGUCAUGUCCCGUUCACCCUCCAUCUCGGGCCACCAAAGAGGCAUUCAUUCUCUACCUCCAGCCACCCCCUCCGUGCCCGCGCUUAACGGGUUAUAUACUGCAGCAGUCGGCGAAAGUGAGGAUGGUAAUCCUUCUGCCCGCGAAGGAUUGUCCAAGAAAAUCAUGGUUCUCGAGCUCGCAGACGGUACUAUCUAUCAAGGUUAUGGCUUCGGCUUGCCAGGCAAAAGCGUCACCGGAGAAUGCGUCUUCCAAACAGGAAUGGUCGGCUAUCCCGAGUCCCUAACCGACCCUUCUUACAAAGGCCAAAUCCUGGUUCUCACCUAUCCGAUGAUCGGCUCAUAUGGCGUACCCAAAAGAGAAGACAUACUUCUACCAACCCAAUUCGAGUCCUCUCAAAUCCACGUCGCCGCAUUAGUCGUCGGAUCCUACAGUGGUGACGGCGAGGAUUCCAGUCAUCAUCUUGCCGAAAGCCCACUAGGCCAAUGGCUUCAAGAACAAGGAAUCCCCGCUAUCUGUGGAGUCGAUACACGUGCAUUGACGAAGAAGAUCAGGGAGCGGGGUGUCAUGCUGGCCAAAUUGCUCUCAAAAUCCACCUCUCCACCUACAUCCUCAAGUAACUCAUCAGUCCAGAAGGCUCCUCUUUCGAGACUCAGUGGAUUCGGUCCACCUCGUGAAUCAUGGCGCGCGGAUUACAUCGAUAUCCCACUUCACGAUUUCAACAUGGAGAAUUUAGUUCAACUUGUCUCGCGGACCGAGCCGACCUUGUAUCAGCCUCAGCACCUACCCGCCCAUGCACAACCGGCUCAAGUCUUACAACAUCCCACGAAAUCCAGACCUUUGCGAAUUUUGGCCUUGGACGUCGGAAUGAAAUACAACCAAAUCCGUUGCUUCUUACGCCGUGGGGUCGAAGUGAUGGUCGUUCCCUGGGAUCACGACUUCCUAAAUCCGGCCGUGGAAGAACCAGGAUCGUUCGAUGGACUUUUUAUCUCCAACGGCCCAGGUGAUCCCAAGCUAGCCGAAGCGCCCAUUCUGAGAAUCCGUCAAGCAGUCGAAAUGAAGUCCUUCCCUAUCUUCGGAAUCUGUCUGGGACAUCAGUUGCUUGCAUUGGCAGUUGGUGCCAAAACGAUGAAACUGAAGUACGGAAACCGGGGGCAAAAUAUUCCUUGCACUGACCUUCAAUCAGGCAGAUGUUACAUCACUUCGCAAAAUCACGGAUAUGCCGUCGACACCGCAUCGCUUCCUGAAGAUUGGAAAGAGCUUUUUGUCAACGCCAACGAUCAGAGCAACGAAGGUAUCUACUCCACCCACUACCCUUACUUUAGUGUCCAGUUUCAUCCCGAAAGCGCGCCUGGUCCACAAGAUACCGAAUUCCUCUUCGACGUCUUUGUCAAGAGUGUAACUUCCUUCGCCAAAGACGGCACCUUCCUUCCUGUCACCAUGCCUGGAGGCAGUGCUCACGAAAACAGCCUGAAGAACCCAAAGGUCCACGUGAAGAAAGUCCUGGUUCUUGGCAGUGGUGGUUUAUCGAUCGGCCAGGCUGGAGAAUUCGAUUAUUCUGGUAGCCAGGCCAUCAAAGCUCUGCAAGAGGAAGGCGUUUAUACGAUUCUGAUCAACCCGAACAUUGCCACCAUUCAAACUAGCAAAGGAUUGGCCGAUAAGGUCUAUUUCCUGCCAGUCACCCCUGAGUUUGUGCGAAAAGUGAUCCGACAUGAGCGUCCGGACGGAAUCUACUGUACUUUUGGAGGCCAAACUGCCCUCUCUGUCGGGAUCGCCUUGGCUGACGAAUUCGAAGGUUUGGGAGUGAAGGUACUGGGAACUCCGAUCUCUACUGUCGUGACCACCGAAGACCGAGAGUUGUUUGCUAGCGCGAUGGCCGAGAUUGGUGAGAAGUGUGCCACGAGCGCUUCUGCGACUUCUAUCGAUGAGAGUCUCAAGGCAGCGAAUCAGAUCGGCUAUCCUGUCAUCGUCCGUGCUGCUUAUGCGCUUGGGGGUUUGGGAAGUGGCUUUGCCAAUAAUGAUGACGAGCUUCGAGAACUGUGCGACAAGGCUUUUGCUAUCAGCACCCAGGUGCUCAUUGAAAGAAGUAUGAAAGGCUGGAAGGAGAUCGAGUAUGAGGUCGUAAGGGAUUGUAGGAACAACUGCAUCACCGUUUGUAACAUGGAGGUGAUUCGAUCGUCGUUUGCCCCCUCUCAAACGCUUUCGGAUGCCGACUAUCAAAUGCUUCGAACUACGGCCAUCAAUGUCAUUCGUCACCUUGGUGUAGUUGGUGAAUGUAACAUCCAGUAUGCCCUCAAUCCCCGCUCAAAGGAAUACGCCAUCAUUGAAGUCAAUGCUCGUCUCUCGCGGUCUUCGGCUCUGGCCUCCAAGGCCACCGGGUAUCCCCUGGCCUUCAUCGCAGCGAAGUUGGGACUAGGAAUACCGCUGAACGAAAUUCGCAAUUCGGUCACCAAAGUGACGUCUGCUUGCUUCGAACCUAGCUUGGAUUAUUGUGUGGUCAAGAUGCCGAGAUGGGACUUGAAGAAGUUCCAGAGAGUGUCCAGCAAACUUGGUAGCUCAAUGAAGUCAGUCGGAGAAGUGAUGGCCAUCGGCCGUAACUUUGAGGAAGCGAUCCAAAAAGCCAUCCGUUCCGUCGAUCCGUCAUUCACUGGUUUCGAUAAAAAUUCGAUCGUCAGCCAAGAUGAACUCAAGCAAGAAUUAACCCAGCCGACCGACCGCAGAAUAUUCGCGAUCGCUAAUGCCUUCAAUGCGGGGUGGACGCUUGACGAAGUGUGGGAAAUGACCCGCAUCGACAAAUGGUUCCUCUCUAAGCUCAAACACUUGGUCACGAUGGAGAACAUUGUUAGGAAAUAUCAUGCUUCCAACUUCCCUGUCAAUUUGCUUCGUUACACCAAGCAACUCGGUUUCUCCGACAAUCAACUCUCCCGAUUCUUGAAUUCGAACGAGUUGGCCAUCCGUCGACUGCGUCUAGAAUUCGGUAUCAUGCCAUUUGUCAAGCAAAUCGAUACCGUGGCCGCAGAAUUCCCAGCAUUCACCAACUACUUGUUCACCUCGUAUAAUGCUACAGAACACGAUGUCACUUUUGAUGAUCGGGGGAUUAUCGUUUUAGGAUCUGGUGUUUACCGCAUUGGGUCGUCUGUGGAAUUUGAUUGGUGUGCAGUGCGAGCCAUUCGCACCCUGCGUGGUCGUGGGUUACGUACUGUGAUGGUCAAUUAUAAUCCAGAAACCGUCUCGACCGAUUUCGAUGAGGCAGAUCGACUAUAUUUCGAAAAUAUCAGUCUCGAGACCGUUCUAGACAUCUACGACCUUGAAAAGUCCAGCGGAGUCAUCAUUUCGAUGGGCGGGCAAACGCCCAACAACAUCGCAUUGCCCCUGCACCGACAGAAUGUGAAGAUUCUCGGAACUUCUCCAGAAAUGAUUGAUAACGCCGAGAACCGAUACAAAUUCUCUCGAAUGCUUGACAAGAUAGGUGUUGAUCAACCAAGAUGGAAAGAACUGACGACAAUCGAAGAAGCCCAUCUUUUCUGUGAAACUGUCGGCUACCCAGUGCUGGUGAGACCAUCCUACGUCUUAUCCGGCGCUGCGAUGAAUGUAGCAUAUUCUGCAGACGAUCUGUCUGCCUAUCUCGCCCAAGCCGCUCAAGUCUCGCGUGAAUAUCCAGUCGUGGUCACCAAGUACAUCGAAGGCGCAAAGGAAAUUGAGAUGGAUGCUGUCGCUCGUCACGGUAAAUUGGUGAUGCAUUACAUCUGUGAGCACGUAGAAAACGCCGGGGUCCAUUCGGGCGAUGCUACCUUGAUUCUACCGCCUCAGGAUCUUGAUCCCGAGACUGUGCGAAGGAUUGAAAUCGCCACCGAGAAAAUCGGUAAUGCACUCAACAUCACGGGCCCUUUCAACAUUCAGUUUAUUGCCAAAAACAAUGACAUCAAGGUUAUCGAGUGCAAUGUUCGGGCCUCUCGAUCAUUCCCGUUCGUCUCAAAAGUGACCGGGAUUGACGCCGUGGCCAUGGCAACCGACGCAAUGAUGGGUUUCCCCGUCCAGCCAUACCCGACAUCCACCAUGCCCAAAGACUAUGUGGGAGUUAAGGCUCCUCAAUUCAGUUUUUCUCGAUUGGCCGGUGCUGAUCCCGUCUUGGGGGUUGAGAUGUCUUCGACGGGCGAGGUUGCUUGCUUUGGCAAGGACAAAUACGAAGCUUAUCUCAAAGCUAUCUUGGCUACGAACGUCCGACUUCCCAAGAAGAGUGUCCUCUUUUCUAUCGGUGCCUAUGCUGACAAGCUAGAAAUGUUACCUUCUGUUGAACGUUUACAUCGACUUGGGUACACCAUCUACGGUACCGCCGGGACCAACGACUUCAUAACUGAACACGGCAUUCCGUGUAAAUUUCUGGAAGCUUUCUCGUCCCAAGAAGAAGCCAAAGGACAGAAGGCCGAAUAUUCUCUGAUUGAUCACCUCAAGCAAGGCAAGGUCGACCUCUUCAUCAAUCUCCCCUCCCGAAACAGGUUCAGACGCCCCCAGCAACACAUAUCUCUGGGCUACAGAGCCCGACGAACCGCCAUCGACCAUGCCAUCCCCCUCAUAACCAAUGUGAAAAACGCGAAAAUCUUGAUCGAGGGUCUCGCAAGAUACCCUACUCUUUCGAUCAGCUCGAUCGACGCUAAAUCGUCACAUCGAACCAUCAGGCUUCCGGGUCUCGUUGACUCAGCUUGCUUUGUCAAUUCUCUGAUCUCACCAAACUCCGAUUCAUUGGAGCAAAUCACCGCAACUGCUGUCAAAUCGGGUUUCCUGACUCUUUUGGUUUCCGGUAUUGGCGGCGAUGGACGCAUCGAUGACAGCAAGACCUUAGCGCUGGUCAAAUCGUCUAUCUCCACUCGAGCUCAUUGUAACUAUAGCUUUGUUGUUGCCGCCACCGCCCAUAAUGUCAACUCUCUUGAAGGACCGGAUAUCAGUCUGACCAGUGCUCUGAUGCUCCCGUUUGAGCGUGAAUGGAACGGCGCCAAUCAAGCCGUUGCUAUUGCCGCCCACUUCAACCACUGGCCACUCGAUAAGCCAAUCUUGACCGACGCGAAGACUACCAACCUCGCCUCGAUUCUACUAUUUGCCAGUCUACAUAAUCGCAGCGUUCAUGUCCUAGACGUUUGCACGGCUGCAGACAUCGAGUUGAUAUUGUUGAGCAAGCAGAAGGGAUUGAAAGUCACGGCUGACGUGACAAUCUACUCCUUGUUUUUGAAUCAGUCAAUGUAUCCUCAGGCCCAGUGCUUACCUACCGUCGAGGAUCAGGAGGUGAUGUGGGAACAUUUGGAACACAUCGAUACGCUCUCUGUCGGUCGAUUGCCCUUCGAAUUAGCCGAAGAGCUAGGAAAACCAUACGCACCCGGAGAUGGCUACGAAGAAUGUAUUCAACUGCUCCUUUCCGCCAUCAGCCAGGGUAAGCUAACUCUGGAAGACAUAACCCUUCGAUGUUCUGAAAACCCUGCUCGAAUCUUCAAUAUACCACCUCCCAUGGGUACCUAUGUUGAAGUGGAGGUUGACCGCAGCCAUAAGUUCACCAGUAGUAGUUGGUCGCCAUUACAAGACCAAAUGUUCAAUGGUCACGUCCAUCGCGUCGUCUUCCACGAAGAAACCGUUUGUCUAGAUGGUUUCUCUCACUCCAAAUCAGGGACGGGCAAGCAUCUCAACCAGGCUCCCAUAUCAAUUUCGCGCACCGCCAGUGAACUGCAAACCCCCUACGGUCACGCCGGUGCUAACAAGACCAAGCCGACAUUCCCCAUUUCCAACCUAAUUGACUCGCCUCAAGGCGCGGUCAACCGAUCAACACUUCGCUCGACCAGCGGAAUGAUCAAUGGUUCGCCGAAUGUUCGUGCCGAUGAAGCUGGUCAGCCGUUUGAGCCAGGAACACUCCCCAUCAUUCGUUCUGGGUCACAUACCAGAUCUUUACAGUCCGGUCUACCCGAAGUCCAGCAGACGUCCGGUUCCUUUACCCCUCAGCUCAUCCCUCGCGAGCCUUCCAGUCCACAUCUAGGCUUUGAGCGAAACCCAGCUUUCCAUCAACGCCACAUCUUGUCCGUCAAUCAAUUCUCCCGACAUGACCUCCAUGGGUUGUUCAGUAUUGCUCAGGAGAUGCGCACUCAGGUCGAGCGUAACGGGGUACUAGACAUUCUCAAGGGCAAAGUGAUCUGCUCGAUGUUUUACGAACCGUCAACAAGAACCUCGGCUUCGUUUGAAGCUGCCAUGUGCCGAUUAGGCGGGAGAGUUGUCUCUAUCUCCGCCGAUCAGUCGUCAACUGCUAAAGGUGAAAGCUUGCCCGACACUAUCCGAACUCUUGGAUGUUAUGGCGAUGCAAUCAUUUUGAGACACCCCGUUGCUGGAAGCUCCCGAAGCGCUGCCAACGUCUCUCCCGUCCCGAUCAUUAAUGCAGGUGAUGGUGUAGGGGAACACCCCACUCAGGCCUUUUUAGACGUUUAUACGAUCCGUGAGGAGUUGGGAACGGUCAACGGAUUGACGAUCACGAUGGUUGGAGAUUUGAAGAAUGGGCGCACGGUCCACAGCUUAGUGAAGUUGCUCUGUCUGUACCAAGUCAACCUGAUCUUUGUCUCGCCUCGCUCGCUCGCCCUACCGGAUUCGAUUAAGCAAGAGGUGGCCAGAGCUGGGAUCUCGUUCGAGCAAUCUAACCACCUGGAAGAAGUCAUCGGCAGGACAGAUGUGCUCUACGUCACUCGCGUCCAACAAGAACGCUUCACCAGCCAAGCCGAGUACGAGGCCGUCAAGGGCUCCUAUCGAAUCAAUCACGACUUGCUCAGUCGCGCUCGCAAACAUACUAUCGUCCUCCAUCCCUUACCUCGGAAUGCCGAGAUCGACGCCGAGGUCGAUCUGGACCCUUUGAGGGCAGCCUAUUUCAGACAAAUGCGUUACGGCCUCUUUGUUCGCAUGGCUCUGCUCACCUUGGUGCUUACACCUUAG
Messenger RNA from Puccinia graminis f. sp. tritici CRL 75-36-700-3, 7174 nucleotides. RefSeq names its product carbamoyl-phosphate synthase small subunit. The transcript is spliced from 9 exons. Gene Ontology annotation, biological process: L-citrulline biosynthetic process; 'de novo' pyrimidine nucleobase biosynthetic process; UTP biosynthetic process. NCBI's taxonomy places the organism in Eukaryota, Fungi, Basidiomycota, Pucciniomycetes, Pucciniales, Pucciniaceae. Gene Ontology annotation, molecular function: amino acid binding; metal ion binding; ATP binding. Gene Ontology annotation, cellular component: cytosol; cytoplasm. The record is from RefSeq and is a predicted model, not a curated record. Bases 56 to 7174 code for a protein of 2372 amino acids.